This is a messenger RNA of Peniophora sp. CBMAI 1063, 1029 nucleotides long. Lineage: Eukaryota; Fungi; Basidiomycota; Agaricomycetes; Russulales; Peniophoraceae. The record is from the annotation of a GenBank genome assembly.
AUGGCUCCCGAUACUAGCUCGCCGACCACCGUCGAACGCUCCUCUCGCGAUUCAGCAACACUAGAGAGUGAUUCGAGCGCCUCUGUACGGGCGGCUGCCGGCUCUCCUACAUCACCAUCGACUAGACUCCAGGACAUCCGUGAGGACGACGCUCAGUCUAGUCCCAGCUCUGAGUCGGAGGACGAGCGAUCUAGCAGUAGCGAAUCGGCGCAAAGAGGCACCGACUCUCCAGCGCCCCCCAACAUCUGCGAACGUUGUCAUCAGAACCUAGACACGCCAAUCCCAAUCCCCGUCCUUCGCCAUCCCCGUUUCAAGACUGCACGGCGUGGUCGGUUCCCGCCGUACACCAGCCGAACGAGCAACUUCGGGCGACGCAGGUUUCAAGGGUUUAGCACCGACGAUGCUUCCGAUAGCGGCACGGAUGAUGAUUCCUACAGCGGCACCGACACUCUCAGCGAGGGACACAAUGGUCGAGAUAGCGAUGGACAUAGCGCAGGCCAUGAUUCCGAGGUUGGCGCUGACGCUCUUGGCCAGCUCGAAGGCGGGGGCGGCUACAACGCCACUGGUGCAGGCACCGGUUCCGGGGGUAACGAGAGCGACAUGGGUGCCACCAACGCCGGCAUUGGCGUUGCUGGUCGUGUCAGGGAUCCGCGCUCACCUCCGCCUUCCUAUGAGGAGGCCGUGUCCAGUGCUGGCACCUUAUUGCCUCUUCGCCCCUUGUCGUAUGCUGAGGCCGUGUCCACUGCUGGCGCCUUAUCAAGUCUUCGCUCUAUGUCGUACGCUGAUGCCCUAUCGUCUAUAUUGUCUGGUCGCCGCCUCGUUCACCCAGUAGAAUGCCGGCCUCUUGCUGCCAUGCCCCCUGCCUGGCAGGGUGGUACUGAGGCAUCGUCCUCGACACCCAGGUUGACGGGGGUCUCCAGCCGUGUCCGACGUCGGCAUGCGCCUUCAGAUGAUGAAGUGGGGGCUGCCCGUAACGAUGCAGAGGCUGGCCCGGCGACCAAGAGGAUGCGCCGCGAUGAUAGGAAUUAA